Molecule: messenger RNA, 1569 nt
Organism: Megalobrama amblycephala (Wuchang bream)
Lineage: Eukaryota; Metazoa; Chordata; Actinopteri; Cypriniformes; Xenocyprididae
Exons: 4
Coding region: 119-1393 (424 amino acids)
Molecular function (GO): GTP binding
Source: RefSeq, a predicted model, not a curated record
CUCAUUGGAGUUUCACUUUCAGUCACUGUGCAGACUCUUACCAGAAAUUCACUUUCAAGAAAAUGUGUCUCAAGUUUUGUCUGUUUUUGUGUGAAAUGAUCUGAGAUCUGAUUUCAGUAUGUCAAAAGGAAACGACCACACUGAGAAGUUCUGUGGAGACAUACAUUUUGUUCUGAUAGGGGCAAACAGAUGGUGUAAGUGUCUGGUAGGAAAUAAAAUUGUUGGGUAUGAUCAUUUCCUGACAGAGCAGUCAACAUCUGAUGAUGAGAUAUCACUGCAGAUAGGAGCCAGAUGGAUUACUGUUAUUCAAGAGUCUCAGGUUGUAAUUCAGAGGUAUAUGGAGACAUCAUCUAGGUGUCCAUGUAUGAUUUUAUUUGUUCUGCAGCGUGAACAUGUUUCUCAGAGGGAUAUGGAAACAUUUGCACGUUUUCAGCAAAAGUUCGGAAAUAAAAUGGAGGAAAACACUGUUGUUGUUCUGGUCAGUAGCGAAGAUAAGACAUCAGUAAGGCCAAACAAAGAAACAGAUGAGAACCUGGAUAGCAUUCUCUAUCAAUGUGGAAGGAAAGUGUAUGUUUUUAAGAAAAAUCUGGAGCAAUGUGACUUAAUAAAACAACUGAUUGCAUGUUGCAAAAGUGCACCUGAGCUUCAAGUACACAAGCAUGAAAGAUCAUCACACAGGACCACACCUGUGGAAAGGGAGAUCUGGAAUCCACCGGAACCAAUGGCACAGCAGCCUAUAUCAGGAGGUAACCAAGCUGCUAUAAAGAAGAAAAACACUUUGACCAUUGUGUUGCUGGGACAGACAGGAAGUGGAAAGAGCGCUACGGGAAACACCAUCCUGAGAAAUCGUCAUUUUGAAUCACGUGCCAGUUCUAUGCCAGUAACACAGGUGUGCAAGAUGGCAGAGGAAACUGUUUGUGGAAUCAAGAUCAGGGUCAUUGACACCCCAGAUUUCUUUGAUGAAGACCUAAAAAACCAACAAGAACAGAUAAAGAAGUGCAAGAAACUCGGGCACCCAGGGCCUGACGUGUAUUUGCUGGUCAUGGAGCUUGGCCGUUACACAGAUGGAGAGAGAGAGAUAGUUCAGAACAUACAGAGAGCGUUUGGUGCGGACGUGGUAAAAGAAACCAUCGUUCUGUUCACUAACAAAGAGAAAUUAAGAGGGAAAACCGUUUCAGAAUACAUUAAAAACACUGACACCCAACUGCAAGAGCUGAUCCGAAUCUGUGGGUCAAGGUGUCAUGCUUUUAACAACAAUGAUGACAAUGUUUCUCAGGUCGAGAGACUAUUAGAGAUGAUUUUGGAAAUGAAGAGGAAAAAUGGAAAUCCGGACAUUUUAGAACACUACUCGUAUUCUAAAGAAUCAGAGAAAAAAGACUGCAGAAUCCAGUAGACACUGGCAAACGAUUCCUGUGAUAGUUGUUCAAAACUGAUUCAUUGUCUUUUGUUAUGUGCUAAUUUCAUUUGAAACUGUUUAGUUAAUUUUUUUUAGUUAAUUUUCAAAUAUAAAGUACAUCAUUAUGUUGCAUGUGAAUACUUUAUAUAUACAAAAUAAAGAUAUUUUCUUUA